Messenger RNA from Hordeum vulgare subsp. vulgare (domesticated barley), 1595 nucleotides. Its product is annotated as serine carboxypeptidase-like 45. NCBI's taxonomy places the organism in Eukaryota, Viridiplantae, Streptophyta, Magnoliopsida, Poales, Poaceae. Gene Ontology annotation, cellular component: vacuole. The transcript has 10 exons. Gene Ontology annotation, molecular function: serine-type carboxypeptidase activity. Gene Ontology annotation, biological process: proteolysis. The record is from RefSeq and is a predicted model, not a curated record. Bases 50 to 1456 code for a protein of 468 amino acids.
UCUCUCUCCCCUCUCUCUCUCUUUCUCUCUCUCGAGCUCAGGCAACAACAUGCACCCGGACACCUCCGUUGCCGCGGUGGUUUGUGCAGCUGCUGUGCUGCUCAUCAUCAAUGGCUGCCUCUCCAUGGCCAUGGUGGAGGACAAGAUCACGGUGCUGCCGGGGCAGCCACCGGUGAGCUUCGCGCAGUACUCCGGAUACGUGGAGGUGGACGCCGUGAGGAAGAGGUCGCUCUUCUACUACUUCGCCGAGGCAGAGCUAGAUCCGGCCACCAAGCCCCUCGUCCUCUGGUUAAAUGGAGGACCCGGAUGUUCAUCUGUGGGGGUGGGAGCAUUUUCAGAGAAUGGGCCAUUCAGGCCCAGUGGCAAUGCCCUUGUGAGCAAUGAGUAUAGCUGGAACAAAGAAGCCAACAUGCUCUAUCUGGAGAGCCCUGCAGGGGUGGGCUUCUCCUACUCCACUGAUCCUUCCUUCUAUGGGGGUGUUGGUGACAGCAUGACAGCCAGGGACAAUCUAAGAUUCUUGGAAGGCUGGUUUGCCAAGUUCCCACAGUACAAGGGCAGGGACUUGUACGUCGCAGGAGAGAGCUAUGCUGGUCACUAUGUUCCGCAACUAGGGCAGCGCAUGGUUGAAUUCAACGACAAGGAGAAGCUGUUCAAUCUCAAAGGCAUUGCUUUGGGCAAUCCUGUUCUCGAAUUCUCGACUGACUUCAACUCGAGAGCCGAGUUCUUCUGGUCACAUGGGCUGAUAUCGGAUUCAACUUACAACGUCUUCACGACGGUUUGCAACUAUUCACGGUAUGUGAGCGAGUAUUACCACGGCUCCAUCAGCUCGGUUUGCGACAGGGUGAUGAGCCAAGUGACCAGAGAAACUAGCAGAUUUGUCGAUAAGUACGAUGUCACCCUGGACGUCUGCAUUUCCUCAGUUUUGAUGCAGUCCCAAAUCCUCACCCCACACUCAAAGUCUACGGAUCAAGUGAACACGGAGCUCGACGUGUGCGUCGAGGAUGAGACAAUGAACUACCUCAACCGAAAAGAUGUGCAAAAGGCAAUGCACGCUCAGCUCAACGGCGUGCCCAAGUGGACGGUCUGCAGCAGUGUUCUUGAAUACAAACAGCUGGACCUACAGAUCCCGACCAUCAACAUCGUCGGCGCACUUGUCAAGUCCGGCAUUCCGGUGCUAGUUUACAGCGGUGAUCAGGACUCGGUGAUCCCCCUGACGGGCAGCAGGACGCUGGUGCACCGCCUGGCCAAGAGGCUCCGGCUGAACGCAACGGUGCCGUACCGGGUCUGGUUCCAAGGGAAGCAGGUUGGUGGAUGGACGCAGGUGUUCGGCGACGUUCUGUCCUUCGCGACCAUCCGGGGAGCGUCGCACGAGGCGCCCUUCUCGCAGCCGGAGAGGUCCCUCGUGCUCUUCAGAGCUUUCCUCGCCAGCCGGCCGCUGCCAGAAUCGUUCGAGUGACCUCAAUUGGAGUACUAUCUAGGAGUAGUAGUAGCGUCAAUCGUCUUUCAAGGUUGGGAAUCCAAUCAAAAGGUAUUCGCAAGUGUAAUCAGUUACUCUCUCCGUUCACUAUUAUUAUAAGAUGUUUUGAAUAUUUUAA